AACUCGUGAGUCAAUCAUUCUCGACGGUGGCUAACUCACAGUAGAAAAACCACGAAACCACGGCGGAGGGUUUAUGAAACGGAGGCCAAACAGCAAAGUUCACGUUUCUUCUUUCUCUGCGCAUUUCCUCAAUCAUCGGAAAUGGAGACGGCACGGCUCCGUUUGGUGUUCGAGGAUCCGAACAUUCUCAGCAAGUCGCAGAAGAAACAAGGCCUAAAACGAAGCUGGUUUCUCCUUAAACCACAACAUCAAACCAUCUCCGAUCUCACCUCCGAUCUUCUCGACAUUUUCGACCUCCGAGAAUCAUGCUCCAACGGCCUCAUCCUCUACAUGGAUGGCUUUGUUUUCCCUCCUUUCGAAUCGAUUUGUAUUUUAAAAGAUAAAGAUAUUGUCAGUGUGAAGAAGAAAGGAAGGAAAUCGACUGAGAUUAUCGAGUGUGUUAAUGAUUUCAACCUUUUGGAAGAAUUGGAAUUUGUAGAAAAAUUGGCUGUGAAAACAGGCGGCAAGCUUCUAGCUAAUGAGGAAUUUGAUAAGGAAACCGGUGGAUAUGAAAGUGAAUCGGAAGAAGAUGAACGAGAACUUGUGCCAUUGGAGAAUCAGGCACAAGUUGAAAGCACACCAAUCGAAAACAUGUUUUCUAAGAAAAGGAAGGGUCGGGAUAAACUUCCAAGCUCGAGGAAGAAGAAAAGCAAAUUGGUUGGUUCUGAGAAAUCUCCGGUUUCCGGAGAUGAUGGAAUUGAUAUUUGUCCGAAGAAAAGGAAAAGAUCUCAUAAACAAAAGGUUAUUUCAAAUGACAAGGUUGUUGAGAAGGACAAGCCAAUUGACAUACAGGGAGAACCAGAGAAUACAAGUGGCCUGAAUAUUGAUGAAAGUAGUGACGAUCAAACCAAUUUGGGGAGGUCCCCCCAUCCUCAAAAUACUAGUAAAGGGAGCGACGAUGAACCUAUGACAACUACUGAUGUUAAAAAGCUCCCUAGUAGAAGUGCACGGCGCAAAAAGGCUAAAAGGCGAUGGUUGAGGGAGCAGGCCAAAUUUGAAAAGGAAAAGCUGCAAUCAAAACAGAUGCAUGAAAAAGACGAUCAGCAAUCACCUGCAAAAGAGAACCUCAAAUUUUCAGAAGAGCAUCGACAACCAAUUAGCAAUAAUGAUGUCGAGGAUAACGUGGUUCCAAUAGUAGUUAGGGCAGGACACAUUCGCUUUGAGCCCCUGGAAGAAGAAGAUGCAGAACAAGCUGUCCAACAAAGUCAAAUUCCAGUGAAAAUCUUUCAAUGGAAUGGAAUAACCAGCAAGAAGAAGGGUCAAAAAUGGGGUAUGGAGAAAACUCCUUGUUCGAAAAGGAAUGAUAACAGUUUUAGUCAAGUGAGUUCUGAAAUGAUGGAUGAUAACAAAAACGCCACUGUAACUGAUGACAUGGACUUUGACAAGCUUACGCCCUAUUCUAUCUCGCCUAAGGAGGGAGAUUUAGUUGCAUAUCGCCUAAUUGAGCUAUCAUCAACUUGGACCCCUGAGCUUUGCUCCUUCCGAAUUGGAGAAAUAUCACAUUAUGAUGCUGAAUCCAACAUGAUUAAGCUGAUACCGGUGCCAGGAUAUCCAAUUGCUUCUGAAGAGACAAUAGAUCAGGAGGCUUCUGAGCUACCAGAUACAUCUCUUUACGGAGAAGAUGGGUCAUUAGAGAUAGAUUAUUCCUCUCUAGUUGACGUCCGCCUUGUCAAGCAUGGCAAUCAAAAUACCACAAAAACAAUUGCCGAUGUCAGCAAUGACAAUCAUGUGCAGGAUCGGGAUGUUUUAACAAGACAGCCAAAUGGUAGCAAGGAAGCAGCCAUUGUAUCAGCCGCACCUACUGCACAAGCAGCUAAUGGUGCAGUAAAUGUGUGGGACGAAAUUAACGAGGCCUUGAGUGCAAAGAAGGCGGAGCUGUCUAAAGACGACUGUUGGAGUCGAGCAGAUAGCUCGGGGAGGAGUGGCUGGUCGUAUAGGGCCCUGAGACGCAGUGCCCUUGGCCCCACUGUGGGCUUCUUAAGAGCACAGAAUGGGAUCUGAUUAAUAGCACCAGCAUCAGGUUUAAGUGUAUUUCCUGAACUGUUUUUUAACCUCUGAAAGAUUGAGAGCAACUAAAUGUGGUGACGAGACGU
Messenger RNA from Hibiscus syriacus, 2132 nucleotides. Its product is annotated as coilin-like. NCBI's taxonomy places the organism in Eukaryota, Viridiplantae, Streptophyta, Magnoliopsida, Malvales, Malvaceae. Gene Ontology annotation, biological process: spliceosomal snRNP assembly. The record is from RefSeq and is a predicted model, not a curated record. Bases 142 to 2040 code for a protein of 632 amino acids. Gene Ontology annotation, molecular function: U1 snRNA binding; U2 snRNA binding. Gene Ontology annotation, cellular component: Cajal body. The transcript is spliced from 13 exons.